Acanthosepion pharaonis is the source of this 453-nucleotide messenger RNA. The record is from the annotation of a GenBank genome assembly. Lineage: Eukaryota; Metazoa; Mollusca; Cephalopoda; Sepiida; Sepiidae.
AUGAUUUUUUUUUUUUUCAUUUCUUUUUCAUUUUUUUUUUUUUUUUUUGUCUUUUUUUUGUGUCUUUUUUUUUCUUUUUUUGUGUCUUUUUUGUGUCUUUUUUUUGUGUUUUUUUUUGUGUCUUUUUUUUUUUUCUGUCUUUUUUUUGUCUGUCUUUUUUUUGUCUGUCUUUUUUUUUCUGUCUGUCUUUUUUUUUGUCUGUCUUUUUUUUUGUCUGUCUUUUUUUUUGUCUGUCUUUUUUUUUUGUCUGUCUUUUUUUUUUUGUGUGUUUUUUUUUUGUCUGUCUUUUUUUUGUCUGUCUUUUUUUUUUUGUCUGUCUUUUUUUUUUGUCUGUUUUUUUUGUCUGUCUUUUUUUUUUUGUCUGUCUUUUUUUUUUUGUCUGUCUUUUUUUUAACAUUUUUGUUUUAUGUAUGUUUGAUGGUUUGUUUUGUUUAUUUUAUUUUAUUUUUUUAA